Rhodamnia argentea is the source of this 953-nucleotide messenger RNA. RefSeq names its product abscisic stress-ripening protein 3-like. NCBI's taxonomy places the organism in Eukaryota, Viridiplantae, Streptophyta, Magnoliopsida, Myrtales, Myrtaceae. Bases 136 to 708 code for a protein of 190 amino acids. The record is from RefSeq and is a predicted model, not a curated record. The transcript has 3 exons.
CCAACAGAUUACCCACCACCAUGGCCGAGGGGAAGCAGCACCACCACCUCUUCCACCGCAAGAACGACGACGAGGACGCUGCCUACUCCGAGACGGCCCCCAACUACGGUAGUGGUGUCACCGGGGGCGGCUACAAUGAGACAGGCGGCACCUACGGUAGCGGUGGUGGGGGCGGCUACAACGACACGGCCGGCACCUACGGUAGUGGCAGGGGCAGCUACAACGACACGGGGGGUAACUACGGUAGCGGCGGGGGUGGCUACAACGAGACUGGCGGGCAACUACGGUAGUAGUGGCGGGGGCGGCUACAACAAGACGGCCGGCACCUAUGGUAGUAGCGGCGGGGGCGGCUACAAAGAGACGGCCCCCACCUACGGUAGCGGGGGCGGCUACAAUGAGGCCAACCAGGUGACCGGGAUGGGUUCGGACCUGGGGGGCACCGAUUACCGGAAGGAGGAGAAGCACCACAAGCACCUCGAGGAGCUCGGCGAACUCGGCGCCACGGCUGCCGGCGCUUACGCCCUGCACGAGAAGCACCGGGCGGAGAACGACCCCGACCACGCCCGCAGGCACAGGAUGGAGGAGGAAAUAGGGGCCGCGGCGGCCGUCGGAGGGGGCGGCUACGCUUUCCACGAGCAUCACGAGAAGAAGGAGACGGAGAGGGAAGAGGAGGAGGCUCAUGGAAGGAAGCACCACCACCUCUUCUGAUUCAACGUCAAAAUCUUUAUAUGUCGAUCGUCAGUAUGAUGUGUUCAUCAUCGGCGUGAAGAGGCUGGUCUGGUCUGUCCUCCUAAGUUAAAAUAAUACUUUUUUAUUUUUUAAUGUUGCAUGCACUUUUUCCUUACGAGUGUCGCGAGUUGUGGCACUAACGUAUUAAUAUGUUGUUGUUUGGUCGCUGGCUCUUAUGAUCAAGUCAGCUAUGUUUUAAUGAAAUCCAUGGAGUUUUCUUUCUC